ACCCUCGAGGAGGGGCUCUGCGGGUCUUGCUCAGUCGGCUAACUAAAGUCCAUCAACAAGCUAGUUAGCGCUGAGUGAACGCCAUGAAUGUUCACAGUGAAGCCCCGCUGGCUUUACGAGAGCAUGGACACAAACUAUUAACGACAAGAUUCAUUUGGUUGUGAUUCGGUGCCUCAUUCAUGCGGCCGUUUGUGUUCGGAGGAGUUUGAGAACGGAGUGGCGGGCACGUUCAGUCGUCACUGCUUGAGAGGACAACACGGAACACUCACCGAAGAGCAUGGUGGUUCCGGACAGCGCCAGCCUGGUCCCCCAGCCUGAGAGUGGUAGUCCCCCUGGCCUCAUGGAAGGCUCCAAGCUUGGAUGCGAGGAGGAAGUGGAGGGGGGUCAAGACCUAGCCGUGGUGGAGCUGGAGGAGGUCCGAAAGUUGCAGGAACUUGUUCAUAGAUUGGAGGUGCAGAAUGAGACGCUGCGCAACCGGGGAAGCAAAAACAUCAUCAACAGAGGAGCCAGCAGCGAGAGCAGCCUCACCUUGGCUGUCAAUAUCAACGAAAGCCUAAAUUGUGGAGGGGGCAGCAGAGACUUGGAGCUGUCCACCCCGCAGGAAAGCUGCAGCAGCAGUGAAGAGAUGUCCCCACUCCCUGGCACCAACACGCUGGAGGAGGAGGAGGGUGGAGAAGAUGAUUUAGUGGAGGAUGGCGGUCCGUGCAGCGGCUUCCUCACGUUGACCUGCAGCGGAGGGUCGAGACAGACCCAGGGCCAAAGCGUGACGCCUGACAGCCCCUCGCAGGAGAGUUAUGAGUCAGAGACCCUAGCAGAAAGCGAUUCAGGCGUGGACCAAACAGCAUUAGAUGAGGUGGACGUUCUCGAUUUGGAUGAUGAGUGUGCCGAAGUUGAAGAUGAGGACAGUUGGUUGUAUGUAUCGCCUAAAAAAGAGGUUUCAAACGCAGGCCCACAGUCCCCUUUGAAGUGGUGUCGGCAGGUUCUGGACCACCGUAGCCCAGAGACGGAGAAGGCAUGUCGGACCCUGAUAAACCGUUUGGACCAGUCAUCCCGAUGGAGGAACAUGUACAGCAGCCCAUCAACAGAGGCAGGGUCGGCAGGCUCAGGCUUGAUCUCUCCUGGGUACCACAAAUCGACUAACAAAUCUCUACUAACCUGUGGCAGCUCAGGUGUCUCAGGUGGACCCUCAGCUUUGAGCUCCCAGUCCUCUGUAGACAGCGAACUCAGUACUUCGGAUGACUCCAUCUCCAUGGGUUAUAAACUGCAGGAUCUUACCGAUGUCCAGAUCAUGGCUCGCUUACAAGAAGAGAGCCUGAGGCAGGAUUACGCUUCCAGCUCAGCAUCUGCAUCACGGCGUAGCUCCACAACGUCCCUGCAAUCCCUUCGCCGCGGCGGCACCUACAGCGACCAAGAAUUUGACAAUUACAGCCUGGAAGAUGAAGAGGAUGAAUUCAGCCCUGUGCCCCAGCAACGUCGGCGCUUCACUCCCUCGCCCUUGGGGUCACCUCGGUGCCUGUCGCCCUCCACCUCCAACCACGGUCAGGAGCAUACCAACAGACUCGGGGCCCCUCGCACAAGAACACCCAGACGCUCUCUACAGGGCCCCAGCGCGGAGCUCCUCAAAUUUGCCAAGAGUGAGGAAGAGUUGAGGCACAGCAUGCCUAAUCUGGCCCCCCGCACCAGCCUACGUUCGCUGGAGGCAGUCAGAAACAGCCGCAGCAUGGAGGCUAACCUCCAAAGCUCUGGCAACCGCAUGUCCCACUUGACUCCCUGCCCUUCCUCAGGUAUGGCUAGUAGUCGUCUGCGUGGCAACGGCCAAUCUCCUCUCUCCAUGCGAGCUCCAGUGAAAGCUGUCACACCCGUGGGCUCCAUGGCAGCUCGUCAGCCUUCCAGAGGCCUGCCUGUUAUCCAAGCGCCUACUGCAACUGGGGCCCACAGGGUCCAGCCCACUGGCUCUGCUAAUGGCGGAGCCUACAUACCAGGGAGAACCUCCACUGGGACGGGGCGACCCACGAUGGGCAGAGGGCAGUCUACACCGGCAUCAUCCACUAGAAGUAAACUAUCACAACCUGCCAGAAGGUCUUUGGGUAUGGCUAGAAUCUCAGAUGAAUCCUGGAAAGAUGGCUGCUACUGAGUCCGAUGGCCGAUGAUGAAGGAAUUUCACUGCUGCACUCCCCGCUUUACUCAGUGACAUCUUAGAGUUUAAAGUACAAAGCAAAGUAAGGACUGGAUUUAGUCAAGACUCAUCUCUCUAGCUUGCAUGAAGCAUUGUCAGCAGCAUCCAGUGUGGAUGUGUUGACUAACAAGAAGGCACACUCCCAACAAAGGAUAUUAUGGACAAUCUCAGAGCUUCCAGAAGAUUUCUUUAGGUGGAUUUUACUUAUUUUUCUAUGUGAAACACUGCUGGAGUUAAGGGUUGUAAUUACUUUGUGAAGUUAUUGAUAUGAAGGCAAUUUAAAAGAACAUGUUGGUUUGUGCAUUCCUGUGUGAAUUCCUACUAGAUGUAGGCACUGCAUGCAUGAUGUUUUUUCGUUUUCCUUCCAUUGUUAUGUAACCCUAAUAUGACAAUUCUGUCAUGUGUCGCACAAUAUUAUGUGAAAAUUUUGGAAUGAUUCACAGAUUUUUGUUUACACGGCAAUGAAACUGCAGCAUUGUACCACACUGCCCUCGUUCAUAUUUUAAAUACAUAUGUGUGGAUUGUGCCAAGGUGCAUCUGAGUCACAACACUCUUACCAAAUUAUCACUAGUUCUCAAAAGUACAAUGAUGCAUUUUUAUUGCACAUGCAUUGGCAGUGUCUUUGUGUUUUGGUAUCUACUGAAAUAAAGUAUGUUUAUGCAA
This is a messenger RNA of Dunckerocampus dactyliophorus (ringed pipefish), 2839 nucleotides long. RefSeq names its product SLAIN motif-containing protein-like. The transcript has 9 exons. Gene Ontology annotation, cellular component: microtubule plus-end. Bases 278 to 2134 code for a protein of 618 amino acids. Gene Ontology annotation, biological process: microtubule nucleation; cytoplasmic microtubule organization; positive regulation of microtubule polymerization. The record is from RefSeq and is a predicted model, not a curated record. NCBI's taxonomy places the organism in Eukaryota, Metazoa, Chordata, Actinopteri, Syngnathiformes, Syngnathidae.